AUGGAAUCAACCUCAUCAGAAGAUGUACAGGGAAAAUGCCCAAAUGUGGCAUGCCGCUAUGAUGCAAGAAGUUCGGAAAAAUCAUCCUCAGCAGAAGAUCUGCAGGGAAAAAUCCCAAAUGUGGCAUGCCGCUAUGAUGCAAGAAGUUCGGAAAGUUUCACUAUCAAACAAAGACUAGAAUUACUCUGCCAGUCUGAAAGUCUAAAUCUUAAUUUUUCAGAGAGUGAAUCAUCUGACAAUUCUGAGGCAUUCUCAGAAGGAGCAACACCGACAAUUGCUACAAAAAUCUUUAUGCCAAUGGAUGGGCUUCCAGUUCUAAGUCCGGGUGAAAAAGUUCCAUUCAGAGUGACUCUAAAAAGUAAUACGUCCAAUAUUGAAGAAUACCUGCAGCAAGUUGUGAAUGAAGAUGAAAUCCUGGGAGAAGAUUCUUUGAAUGCAUCAUCCCAGCUUCUACAGGAUUCCAUUAUUGUUGUUGAUGAUGAAACUGAGGAAAGAAAAGAUGUACUAACUUCUACAAGUGGUUCUUGUAAUUUACAUGAAAAGAAUAGUCAAGAAAACAUUUCGCUAAACCAUUCAAAUGUCAGCAGUUUUCCAUUUCUCGGGAUGGAAGAAUGCUGGGAGAGUGAUCCAAUACCUGAAACAAAUGCAGUGGAUAAGACUGGAAUGCUGAGUCCAGCUAUAAGGGGAUGUCACAGACUACUGAAAAGACGACAACUGUUGCAUAAUGAAAGCAAAAUGCCAUCACAGAGCCCUCCGCAUAAUGACUUGCUUACUUACAGUAGUACUAGUAGCUGUGCUAGCAGUAAUCAUAGAGAAUGUUGCCACAGUUUUACACCUUUAAAUAAAAAUAAUAUAGAUGGUAUUCAAGAAAAGUCACAAACUUGUGUCCAGGAAAGUGCUAUGCAAAAUAAGCAGCAUUUAGUUGGUAGUAUGGAGCCAGGCUUUGUUGAAGAAACUAUGAUGGAAAUCACAGAAAAUGGGAAUGAGCCAAUUUUGGUGAUUCAGGACACAGAUAAACCAGAUUAUUCGGUUAAAAAUGUGGACAGUAGCCAAGUGACUGAUGAUUGGGAAUCAACAAAACCUGAAAGUUUAGUUGAAGGAGACACUGUGAAUAUGAUGGACAUUGAGUCUCGGUCCACAACUAUUGACAAUCAUAUCACUGACACCUUAUUGAUAUCAAAUAAGAUGUCUAAUCAUAUCAGUACAAAACAGAAAUCUACUGAGAAUAAUUUACUACAUAAUACUAAAGAAUACAAAAUAGUGCCAAAUAAGAAACUGAGUGAUAUUGAAAAUGAAAAAACAUUAUUUGAUUCACUUCCUGUGGAGAUUAUGAUGAAGAUUCUGUCAUAUUUAACUCCUAAGGAGUUGUUACUCUAUGUUGCACCAAUUUCUAAGAAAUGGUAUAGUUUAGCUCAUGAACCUAUUCUCUGGCAGCAUUUAAGUAUCAGUACCUUGGAGACAAUCGAUUCUUAUGAUCUGUGUCAGAUCAUCCGAGGAGCCCCACUUUUAAAGAGUCUUAGCUUACGAGCUCGAGACGAACUCAAUAUAACUGAAAUCAGGAUGUUGACAAUUUAUUGUAACUAUUUGCAGAAUAUCAACUUGGGAUUUUGUGACAAUGUCAAUGAGAAAAUUAUUGAGACCUUGGGUCAGAAUUGUAAGAAUUUAGAAUGUGUGAAUGUAGAGGGAUGUGAAAGGAUAUCAGACCGGUGCAUAAAGUAUUUUACUGCAUUACCAAAAUUGAGAACUUUGAAUCUGUCUCAUUGUAUCAAGAUUACUGAUAAGGGAGUUAUACUGUUAGCUGAACAGUGUGAAAGAUUACAAGAACUCAAUAUAGAUGGAAUACCUUGGAUUACUGAUGAUGCAGUUAAAAUACUUGCUACUAAUAGAAGAGACAUUCUGAAAGCUGUUUAUUUAGAUGGUGCUGAAAUGACGGAUAAAUCAUUGAAAUAUGUCUCUGACUGUAAACAUUUACGCGUACUCAGUGUGUCCUUUGCUGAACAAUUAACUGAUGUAUCACUCAAGUAUGUCAAGAAACUGACAAAUCUUCAUCAUUUACGUUUAAAAAGAGGAGUAGAAUACUCUGACUAUGCUUUGGUGGAUACCUUCUCCUGUGCUAAUCUCCAUCAACUCACAUAUCUUAAUUUAACAGAAUGUUCAGAGCUCAGUGAUAAGGCACUGCAAUACAUUGCUCUUGGCGAGAUGGAGACCCUUGAUUUGCUUGGAUUGGAUAAGAUCCUUGGCAUGUGUUUGGUACAUAUUCCAAAGUGUAUGCCAAGAUUGGCAUUUCUUGAUUUAAGGCAGUGCAAUAGAAUUUCAGAUUUUAUGCUGACUGAUUUGGUCAUCAAGAAACCCAAUCUUGUGAUUAUAAAUUACUAUGGCGAUGAAGUGUCACCACAGUCGAUGUGA
Molecule: messenger RNA, 2406 nt
Organism: Saccoglossus kowalevskii
Lineage: Eukaryota; Metazoa; Hemichordata; Enteropneusta; Harrimaniidae
Biological process (GO): SCF-dependent proteasomal ubiquitin-dependent protein catabolic process
Cellular component (GO): SCF ubiquitin ligase complex
Molecular function (GO): protein binding
Source: RefSeq, a predicted model, not a curated record